GACUCUUGAAAAUCCCGGAACAGGUCACCUCCGCCAGCAGAGAAAGCUGACGAGCAAUACGGGCGCACAUAUUUCUGCUUUGAUCCAAACUUUUCUACUAUCUCUCGCGACAAGUUCGUCUGCCACGACCGACGCGCAGGUAUAACUAAAGGGACACUGAGCCGCGGCCCCAAGGUGCGAGUGAGUCCACGUCCCUCCGCGGAGAUGAGCAGUCCCGAUGCGGGCUACGCCAGCGACGAUACAAGCCAAGCUCGCGGCACCAGCUCAGUCAUGAUGCCCGGCGUGGGCCAGUGCGCGUGGACAGACCCGCUGAGUCCGCUCGCAGACACCAAAGUGAAGAGCGACGCGUGCGCUGGCGGUCCUGGGCGUGGGAAGAGCGAACCGCGCAUCCGCAGGCCAAUGAAUGCAUUUAUGGUUUGGGCAAAAGAUGAGCGAAAGAGACUUGCACAGCAAAAUCCUGACCUGCACAACGCUGAACUCAGCAAAAUGCUCGGUAAGUCGUGGAAGGCGCUGUCAGUGGUGGACAAGCGGCCAUUUGUGGAGGAGGCCGAGCGGCUGCGCGUGCAGCACAUGCAGGACCACCCAAACUACAAGUACAGGCCCCGGCGUCGUAAGCAGGUGAAGAGGAUCAAGCGUCUGGACUCCGGCUUCCUGCUGCCUGGGACGUCUGAGCCCCAGACCCCUCUGGGCAUGGAGAGUCUGGGGGUGGGCUAUUCCCUGCCCCCCACCGGCAUGCCCCAGGGGAGUCUGCCACAGUACUGUGAUACCCAGGGUCUCUUUGAAAACUACAGUCUGCCCACACCUGACUCCUCCCCAAUGGACGAGCUGGGGACAGAGACCACAUUUUUCGCUGUCCAUCCUCAGGAGGAGAGUUCCCAGGGAGCUUAUGGCUACAGUCAGCACCAAGACUACGUGCCCCAUGGGCACCCUCAACAUAUUGUCAACACACACAUUCAUGGCGGUGGGCAGGGAGAGGUGCAUCCUCACGUCACAGCACACUCUCAUGGCGGUGUGCACCAAGGGGUCAACCCACACACACUCGUUAGUGCACACUCCCACAGCAACAGCCAAACCAAUCUGAUAACCAGCACACACUCUCAGGAACUGGGCAGUACGAAUGUCAGUGCACAGAUGGGCCACAAUAUCAAUGCUCCCCACAAUCCUCUUCACUCCCAUCCACUGUCUCAGGUACUCUUCAACAGAAACCUAUCGGCUGGCUCCAAUCAGGGCCCACCCCCUGCCUACCUGCCCUGCCAGUCCACCCUAGGCGUGUUCUAUAACCCUGCCUCUCAAGUGAAGCAUACAGUUGAGGAUCUAUCACCUCCCCAGGAGAGUCAUACACAUCCACAUACCCUUGCUGAACAGCACUCACGCACUCCUACAGAAGCACACCGCCAUGGUCCUGAGAUGCUGAGUGAGGUUGACACUAAUGAAUUUGAGCAGUAUCUCUCAUAUGGGAUUCCUCAGGCACCCAUGCAGGGGCCUGACCUAAUAUCCUCUGUAUUGUCAGAUGCUAGCACUGCUGUGUACUACUGUAACUAUAGCAACACAUGAGUUCUCUACAUCACAAGAGCAGUUCCUGACUUAGCAAACACAUUGUCCCAUGUUUAUGUGUUCACAAAGCACACUAGGGAAGGGAGUGAAAAGACCUAUAAAGGUUGGUAAUUAUAUAAAUUGAUUGAAUUUUUAAUGAAACCUUCAAAUGUUUUAAUAUGACACCAUAAAACAAAAACCUCUGUAAAUAUCUUAUUUUAUAAAUAAAAUGUACAGUGAU
Electrophorus electricus (electric eel) is the source of this 1774-nucleotide messenger RNA. RefSeq names its product SRY-box transcription factor 17 (gene sox17). The record is from RefSeq and is a predicted model, not a curated record. Gene Ontology annotation, biological process: heart development; angiogenesis; vasculogenesis. Gene Ontology annotation, cellular component: nucleus. Lineage: Eukaryota; Metazoa; Chordata; Actinopteri; Gymnotiformes; Gymnotidae. Gene Ontology annotation, molecular function: DNA-binding transcription activator activity, RNA polymerase II-specific; RNA polymerase II cis-regulatory region sequence-specific DNA binding.